AAAGUGCAAUGCAGCACGAUUUGCCCAAGAAGGAACGUGAUCCCGGUGGUUUUAUUAUCCAUAUAGCCUCGGGGAAUGGAAUGGUAGCUUCGGGGAUGCUUGACUUCGGGGCCGGAAUUAAUCUUAUGCCCUUCUCGAUUUUUCAGAGGCUCGGCCUUGGGGAGUUGAGGCCAACUCGUAUGUGCCUCCAGUUGGCAGAUCGUUCCAUCCGGUACCCAAAGGGGAUAGUCGAUGAUGUUCUCGUGAAGGUGGGUAAGCUUAUCAUUCCAGUAGAUUUCGUGGUUCUAGACGUUGGAGAUGUGCACGAGAAUGGGAAGGAUCACACCAUCCUUCUCGGUGGACCUUUCAUGGCGACUACAAAUACUCUUAUCGACGUGAAGAAUGGGACCCUAAAUAUGACUGUUUUGGGAGAAUCGGUAUCUAUUUCUGUCCGAGAGGCCAUGUCCUCAUCCUCGGUUAAUUUUUUAGAAGAAUGUGCUUUAAUUGAUCUUGAUGACCCCUUUGUUGAUGAGAUGGUAUUUCAGGAGUUCGAAGAAGUAUUGUUGUCGGCUUUCGAGGAAGAGGAAGAGCCUACAGUGGAACUUUUUGAUGUAGGAGAAGGCCAUUCCCGAGCUGGGACCACACUCGAGCUUAAGGAGCUACCCAAGCACCUUAA
Molecule: messenger RNA, 655 nt
Organism: Striga hermonthica
Lineage: Eukaryota; Viridiplantae; Streptophyta; Magnoliopsida; Lamiales; Orobanchaceae
Source: the annotation of a GenBank genome assembly